This is a messenger RNA of Oryza brachyantha (malo sina), 1401 nucleotides long. Its product is annotated as mitochondrial substrate carrier family protein B-like. Bases 153 to 1130 code for a protein of 325 amino acids. Gene Ontology annotation, biological process: transmembrane transport. NCBI's taxonomy places the organism in Eukaryota, Viridiplantae, Streptophyta, Magnoliopsida, Poales, Poaceae. The record is from RefSeq and is a predicted model, not a curated record. The transcript has 7 exons.
AAUAAACGUGAGGAGGUGGAGCACACUACGCGCCCAGCCUUCCUCUCUCUGCUUCGAAUUCCUCACCUCCAGGCGGCGGCGGCGGGGCGGAGUCGGAGCCACCAUCCGCUUCCUCGAUUCGCACCACCAACCCUAGCCCUAUCCGGUCCCCGAUGCAGACGGAGGCGCGGGUCGGGGUCGUCGUCGACGGCCGCGCCUCGAUGGGCCGCCGCCACGAGCACCGCCACAUCGGCACCGCCGCCCACCUCGCCGCCGGCGGCUUCGCCGGCGCCGUCAGCAAGACCUGCACCGCCCCGCUCGCCCGCCUCACCAUUCUCUUCCAGGUGGCAGGUAUGCAUUCAGAUGUUGCAGCUCUAAAGAAGUACAGCAUAUGGCAUGAAGCUUCACGAAUAGUUCGAGAAGAAGGGUUUGGUGCAUUUUGGAAAGGAAAUCUGGUGACAAUUGUGCAUCGUUUGCCUUAUUCUGCCAUCAGCUUUUAUUCAUAUGAGCGCUACAAAAAGUUUCUCCAAAGGAUUCCUGGCCUGGAUGAAGGCUCAAAUUAUGUUGGUGUUGCACGUUUACUUAGUGGUGGUUUGGCAGGAAUUACUGCUGCAUCUGUAACUUACCCCUUGGAUGUUGUUCGUACUCGUUUGGCAACACAGAAAACAACCAGGUAUUACAAAGGCAUCUUUCAUGCAGUGUCUACAAUUUGUAGAGAUGAGGGUGUCAAAGGAUUGUACAAGGGCCUUGGAGCCACGUUAUUGGGAGUUGGACCUAGCAUAGCAAUCAGCUUUACCGUAUAUGAAUCACUGAGGUCUCAUUGGCAAAUGGAAAGGCCCCAGGAUUCCACUGCUGUUGUUAGUUUGUUCUCUGGGAGUCUAUCUGGUAUUGCAUCAUCUACUGCCACAUUUCCCCUUGAUCUCAUAAAGAGACGGAUGCAACUACAAGGAGCAGCUGGGACAACACCUGUCUGUAAAUCAAGCAUAACUGGAACUGUCCGCCAAAUCUUUCAGAAGGAAGGUCUACGCGGCUUCUAUAGAGGGAUAGUCCCUGAGUACCUAAAGGUUGUUCCUAGUGUCGGAAUUGCCUUUAUGACCUAUGAGACCCUGAAGGGCUUGCUCUCCAGCAUGGACGAAGACGACGAGAGCUGAAGUCUUCUAUUCGACAAAACCGGUUACACUUCAAACAUAUUUCUGGCCAUGGGUUACUGUGAGACUGAACUGUAUCAGAGUGACUACAUGCCAGGCAGUUUUGUAGGUGUUGAUAGGAUAAAAACUUUACCUGAUAUGAGUCUUGUGUUGUAUCAUAGGUCAAGAAGAGAAAAUGAGUAUUCCAUCCGUGUAUCCCUUCGAGCAUUAUGCUCUAAUUUUGUGUUGUCAUUUGCAAGGAUGGAGAAGAAAUCUUAAGGUCAAUGAUUUUGUA